AUGAUAAAAUGUAUUCGCACUGAUAAUGAUGGCGAGUAUUGUGGUCCUUUUGAUGUGUACUAUAGACAACAAGCAAUCCAACAUCAAAGGACACCUCCUAAGACACCUCAGUUGAAUGCUUUGGCAGAAAGGAUAAAUAGAACACUAGAAGAGAGAGUCAGAUGUCUGCUUUCAGAAGCAAAACUACCUAGAUCAUUUUGGGGCAAGGCAUUAUAUACUGUUGCUCAUGUAAUUAACUUGUCUCCUACUGUUGUGUUGCAGAUUGAUGCCGUUGACAGAAUCUGGUAUGUGAAGGAUGUAUCCUAUGACCAUUUACGUGUGUUUGGAUCCAAAGCCUUUGUUCAUGUGCCAAAAGAUGACAGGUUUAAGUUAGGCAAGGCAGUGCAUUAUUAUUGGGAAAAGUAUAUUGAGAAGGUUCUUCAACAAUUUUACAUGGAGAAAACCAAAGUGGUAAGUACUCUUCUUGCUACACAUUUUAAGUUAAGCAGUAAACAAUCUCCUUCUAAUGGUGAAGAAAAGAGAGACAUGGAAAGUGUUCCAUAUGCAUCUGCAGUUGGUAGCUUAAUGUAUGCUAUGGUGUACGCUGUUUAUAUGGGUGGUCGAACUACCGAUGAUGCUCGUGAGAUCUUAAGGCAAAAUCAUCAAAUGCUUAUUGCUGUUCAUGGAGGAAGCAUUGAACGAGCCCGGGCGUCUCAUGUCUAUAGUUACACACAUGGGUUCAGAGGCUUUGCAGCCAAGUUGACGGAGCAACAAGCUUCUGAGAUAGCUGAGAUGCCAGGAGUGGUUUCUGUGUUUCCUAAUUCUAAAAGAAGAUUGCACACAACCCAUUCGUGGAAUUAUAUGGGCCUAGAGGACAAUGAAUCGAUGGAAAUUCCAGGACAUUCUACCGAGAAUCAACAUAAUGUCAUCAUUGGUUUCAUUGAUACGGGAAUUUGGCCUGAAUCACCAAGUUUUGCUGACAGAGAUAUGCCAGCAGUACCAGCAAGGUGGAAAGGUCAAUGCCAACCAGGGGAAGCCUUUAAAACUUCAGCCUGCAACAGGAAAAUAGUAGGGGCAAGAUACUAUCUGAGUGGCUUUGAAGCUGAAGAAGGGCCAAUACAGAAAAUUAAAUUCAAAUCUCCAAGGGAUAACCAAGGUCAUGGGACCCACACUGCCUCGACAGCUGCUGGGCGUCAAGUGACGAAUGUGAAUUAUGAGGGAUUGGGUAGUGGGGAUGCUAGAGGAGGUGCACCGAUGGCAAGAAUUGCAGUGUACAAGUCUUGUUGGGAUUCAGGCUGCUAUGAUGCUGACAUACUUGCUGCGUUUGAUGAUGCUAUCAAAGAUGGAGUUGACAUAUUGUCGCUGUCUCUGGGUUCUGGUCUUCCUCAGGAAAAUUAUUUCAGUGAUUCCAUCUCUGUGGGGUCAUUCCACGCUACUACCCAUGGAAUAGUGGUUGUUUCGUCGGUUGGAAAUGAAGGAAGCAAAGGUUCUGCAACAAAUCUCGCGCCAUGGAUGAUCACAGUUGCUGCUGGUUCAACUGAUAGGGACUUCAUGUCUGAAAUCAUGCUAGGAGAUGGCGCUAACUUCACUGGCGAGAGCCUCGUUCCCUCGGGAAUGAAGGCCUCUGCAGAAAUCAUCCCUGCUUCAGAAGCUCAUGCGGAAAACUUCACUCCUGAUCAAUCCCGUUUCUGCUUGGAGAGUUUCUUGAGUAGCGCCAAAGCCACAGGGAAGGUCGUGGUAUGCCACAAUGGUGAUGAAACAGAUAAAAGGGUGGAACAGAGCAAGGUAGUCAAAGAAGCUGGUGGAGUCGGGAUGAUUCUUGUGGAUGAAGCAUAUACUGGCGUUGGAUUUUCCUUUCUGAUCCCUGGUGCUAGCGUUGGAAGGACCACAGGGAAUAAGAUUCUGUCAUAUAUCAAUGAAACGCGCAAGCCGACAUCAAGGAUUCUCGGUGCAAAGACUCUGUUUAGAGUUCAACGUGCACCUCGAGUUGCAGCAUUUUCUUCAGAAGGUCCCAAUUCUGUAAGCCCAGAAAUUUUGAAGCCCGACAUCACAGCUCCUGGAUUGAAUAUCCUCGCAGCCUGCCCUCCAACAGUUAGAGGAACCAAUUUUUGCAUUAUGUCUGGAACAUCCAUGGCUUGUCCUCAUGUAACGGGAAUUGUAGCCUUGAUCAAAUCUGUGUACCCGUCGUGGUCUCCUUCUGCAAUUAAAUCUGCAAUUAUGACUACUGCAAGGGUUGUGGGUGACAAUGGCAAACCCAUCAUCGUGGACCCUGGGAGAUAUGCCACCCCAUUUGAUUAUGGCUCGGGCUUUAUGAACCCACUUCGAGUCCUUGAUCCAGGUCUCAUCUAUGACGCGCGGCAACAAGAUUACAUAGAGUUCCUUUGCUCAAUUGGCUACAACAAGUCGCUGUUGCAUCUUAUCACAGGAGGCAGAAGUACAUGUGAUCAUACGCCUGAGACGCCAUAUAGCCUAAACUAUCCAUCCAUCAUAGUUCCCCAUCUUAAAGAUGGAUUCUCUGUGACCCGGACUCUGACGAACGUGAGGAAUUCAACAAGUACCUAUGAAGCAGCAGUGGCUUCCCCUGCUGGGAUUAGUGCGACAGUUGUGCCACAACAUUUAAUUUUCGACGGUUAUGGCCAGAAAAUGAAUUUUACUGUGAAUUUCAAGGUGGUUGCCCCAUCGAAUCGCUAUACUUUCGGGUCCCUAUCGUGGAUGAAUGGAAAAUUCUCAGUGACCAUUCCGCUCAUUGUCAAGGUCUCAUCAUCGAACUUGGGUUAA
Molecule: messenger RNA, 2757 nt
Organism: Malania oleifera
Lineage: Eukaryota; Viridiplantae; Streptophyta; Magnoliopsida; Santalales; Ximeniaceae
Product: subtilisin-like serine-protease S
Exons: 12
Coding region: 1-2757 (918 amino acids)
Biological process (GO): proteolysis; DNA integration
Molecular function (GO): serine-type endopeptidase activity; nucleic acid binding
Source: RefSeq, a predicted model, not a curated record